GAGAGAGAGAGAGAGAGAGAGAGAGAGCUAUAGUCAACGGAAUGGGUAUUAAAAGAGGAGAAAGAAUUGGAGAAAGCUAACCAUUUCCAUCUCCUUCCUUCUCUAGCUAAUAUGGGUUCCUUUCCAUUGAUAUUCUCAAUCGUGUUAUCUUUUUCUGUUCUUGCAUCUUGUUCUCCUACAUCAACAAAUUUCAUAAUAUAUCCAAAUUUCACUGCUUCAAGUGUCCAUUUCAUCGAUGGUUCCGUUGGCUUCUUAACCUCCCCAAACGUAACGUUCAAAGCAGCUAUCUUAAGUCCAGGCGGCCAAGGAGGUUCAGGAAGCAACUACUAUUUGUGCGUCGUUCACGUGCCUUCCAAUACCAUCACCUGGUCUGCUAAUCGUGACGCACCCAUUUCUACUACAGGAAUCAUGAAUCUUUCUGCAACUGGUAUUGUAGUCACAGAAGAAGACGGCAGUUUAAAAUGGUCGACUCCUACGUUAAAUUCUUCGGUCUCGUCACUACAGUUAACUGAGACCGGGAAUCUUUUGCUAGUCGAUCAAUCUAAUGCUACUCUUUGGGAGAGUUUUCUUUAUCCAACAGAUACGAUCGUGAUUGGCCAGAAUUUGUCCGUAGGGGUAUUUCUGUCCAGCGCAGUAUCAAGUACUGACUUGUCAGUUGGCAGUUACUCGCUUUCAGUAACUGCCUCUGAUGCUUUACUACUGUGGCAGAAUUCGACUUACUGGAAACUCUCGAUGGAUACCGCGGCUUACACCUUAAACUCGAGUUACCCGGUGGAGUACAUGGCGAUGAACCAAUCAGGUCUUUAUUUGUUCGGUAAUAAUGGUUCUGUAGUCGUAAUGCAGGUGAACGUAUCUGUAUCAAAGUUCGGGAUUGCCAAAUUGGAUUAUUCUGGCCAGUUCAGUGUCAGUAGCCUUACUGGUACUGACUUAACGCCAGUACUCGUGGGGCCGGAUGAUAAAUGCCAAAUCCCGUUCAUAUGCGGAACGCUUGGUUUGUGUACUGACGAUGACAAUAUUCUCGUAUGCUCGUGCCCAUCCAACUUCUAUUUGAUCAGUUCACAGGGCCAGAAUUCAACCAUUUGUAUGCCAAAUGACGGUACUUAUUCCUUGUCAAAUUCUUGUAAUUCCACUGAUAACAAGAAUAUGAGUAACUCCUCAUUUUCAUAUUUGAGCCUUGGCAAUGGUAUUGACUAUUUUGUUAAUGAUUUCACGGGCCCUGCGAAGUCCGGUGUAAACUUGUCUGUCUGUGAAGAUCUCUGCUCAAGCGAUUGUUCUUGCUUGGGAAUUUUCUAUGACAACUCAUCGGAUUCAUGUUAUGUCCUUCAAAACCAGCUAGGAUCAGUUAUGUCUAGUAGCAAUAAUGAUCGCGUGGGUUUUGUUAAAGCAAUAGUUGGGCCUUCGCCUUCUAAUAGUGGUCACUCACUUGGGUUUCCUAUAGUUGCUAUAGUGCUAUUGCCUUUAAUUGGAUUCUUCCUUUUUGCUGCUUUGGGAUUCUUCUUGUGGAGAAGAUCCAAAAGCUCUACAACUUGGAAGUUAAAUUCCAACAAUCAGGUCGAUCCUUCUUCGGAUGACUUGGAGUUGGAUGCCUUCUCCAUCCCAGGAUUACCUGUAAGAUUUGGGUAUGAAGAGCUCGAGGCAGCUACUGAUAAGUUCAAGAAUAUGAUAGGGUCAGGUGGGUUUGGUGCAGUGUACAAGGGUACACUCCCUGAUAAAUCACUUGUGGCAGUGAAAAAGAUCACUAAUUUUGGUAUUCAAGGGAUGAAGGAUUUUUGCGCUGAGAUAGCAAUCAUCGGAAAUAUUCACCAUGUCAAUUUGGUUAAGUUGAUAGGGUUUUGUGCUCAGGGGAGUGAAAGAUUGUUGGUUUAUGAGUAUAUGAACCAUGGGUCUUUAGACCACACCCUCUUUAGGAAUGGAUUAGUCUUAGAAUGGAAAGAAAGGGUUGCAAUAGCUCUUGGGAUGGCGCGUGGACUUGCGUAUUUGCACAGUGGGUGCCAGCAGAAGAUCAUCCAUUGUGAUAUCAAGCCUGAGAACAUACUCCUGCACGACCAUUUCCAGGCCAAAAUCUCAGAUUUCGGGUUAUCGAAACUUCUUAGCUCCGAACAGUCUACUUUAUUCACGACAAUGAGAGGAACUCGUGGAUAUCUUGCUCCUGAAUGGCUUACUGGCUCUGCAAUCUCUGACAAGACUGAUGUUUACAGUUUUGGAAUGGUUUUGUUGGAAAUUGUAAGCGGAAGGAAAAACUGCUCUUUACGAACGCAAUGCGAAAGCAAGGAGAAUGGAAGCAGCGGUGGUGGGUACUCAUCUUCUUCAGGACAAGGGCUUGUUUAUUUCCCCAUGUUUGCUUUAGAGAUGCAUGAGCAAGGAAGGUACUUGGAACUUGCGGACCCCAAGCUAGAGGGGAGAGUCACUAGUGAAGAUGUGGAGAAGUUGGUGCGUGUGGCUUUAUGUUGUGCGCACGAGGAUCCAACGCUUAGGCCAAAUAUGGUUAGCGUCGUUAGCAUGUUGGAAGGUGAUAUCCCUUUAGGCGAGCCGAAGCUAGAGUCUCUGAACUUUCUGCGAUUUUAUGGGCGUCGAUUUGCUGAGGCUUCUAUGACAGAAGAGAAUAAUGGGCAAGAUGAUUUGAUAUUUCCACAGUGGAAUGCUUCUUCUGAUAGUUCAAGGAGUAGCUUGCUUCUUAACACAUCUCGCAUGUCAUCGCAGCAAAUCUCAGGGCCAAGAUAGUACUGGACCAACUGAGCUUCGUAAAGUUAUUUAUGUGUUUUUCGUUACUGUGGAUAUUUAAUGUUUUACUGUAAUAUAGACGCAAUUGUAGUAAUUAAUUUCUGUAUAUUGUUCAAUAUGUAAUUACUACUUUUUUUUUAUGUUAUUUACAUGUCUUGUGCAAA
Messenger RNA from Rhododendron vialii, 2885 nucleotides. RefSeq names its product G-type lectin S-receptor-like serine/threonine-protein kinase At5g35370. Gene Ontology annotation, molecular function: protein serine/threonine kinase activity; ATP binding. Gene Ontology annotation, biological process: protein phosphorylation. Bases 112 to 2721 code for a protein of 869 amino acids. The transcript has a single exon. The record is from RefSeq and is a predicted model, not a curated record. NCBI's taxonomy places the organism in Eukaryota, Viridiplantae, Streptophyta, Magnoliopsida, Ericales, Ericaceae.